AUGGACAAAUAUAUCGUCUACAGCAAGGACUUGACCAAAGCCGACACCCUCAUCCUGAAGAACCUCCAGGCCGAUAUCCUUGAUGUCACCGCCAGAGCUCAGUCAGACGGUGGCGUGACCAAUGAUAACCCUGACAAUGCAGCCGUCAGCGAGGAGGAGGCUGUCCGCGAUGAGGCGGCGCUCCAGACGAUGAUGUCUCUGAACGACCCGAAGCAUCCCAACUUCGAGCCCGCCGUGUUCAACGGAUGGGACCUGAGCAGUCUCGGGAAGCUCGAGCCUGCGCUGGACCGCCUCCUCAAGUCCUACGUCCGCCUGGGCAAGUCUGUUGUACGCGUCGAGACAGAUGUGGUCUUCCUCACCCACCUCAUCCUCUACUUCACCACCUCCGUCCCCUCCGCCCUGCUUCUCUUCCACCACUUCACGUGGUUCCACGGCAUCCUGCACCUCGUCAUGCAGGUCUCGUACACGGGGACCUACACGCUCAUGAUGCACCAGCACAUCCACGGCCGCGGCGUGCUGAAGCGGCAGUACGCCUGGUUCGACCUGACCUUUCCCUACCUCCUGGACCCGCUGAUGGGCCACACGUGGAACAGCUACUUUUACCACCACGUCAAGCACCACCACGUGGAGGGCAACGGGCCCGAGGACCUCAGCUCCACCCUCCGCUACCAGCGAGACAACGUCUGGCAUUUUUUGCAGUACGUGGGGCGCUUCUACCUGUUCAUCUGCUUCGAGCUCGCGGCCUACUUUGUGCGCAAGAACAGGCUGGCCUUUGCGGCGAAGCAGACCUUCUGGGAGCUGAGCUCCUAUGCGUUCCAGUACGCCAUGUUCAGGCUGAACCCCAGGGCGUCAGUCUUUGUGUUCCUGCUGCCGCUCGCCAUCAUGCGGUUUGGGUUGAUGGUGGGCAACUGGGGACAGCACGCGCUGGUGGACCGCGAUGAGCCGGAUAGUGAUUACCGGUCGAGCAUCACCCUUAUUGAUGUCCCUAGCAACCGCCACUGCUUCAACGACGGAUACCAUACUUCGCACCAUCUCAACCCUCUGCGACACUGGCGUGAGCACCCGGUGGCGUUUCUGAAGGCCAAGCACACGUAUGCCUCGAACGAGGCCUUGGUCUUCCACGACAUCGACUACCUUAUGAUGACGGUGAAGCUCCUCACCAAGGACUAUGCACACCUCGCCAGAUGCAUGGUCCCUAUUGGAGAGAGACAGAUUCGCAUGACCAUGGACGAGCGCAUUGCCAUGUUGAAGAGGCACACGAUACCGUUUACUGAGGAGGAAAUUGCGGCCAAGUAUGCGAAAAAGGAGGAGUAA
Messenger RNA from Cryphonectria parasitica EP155, 1314 nucleotides. RefSeq lists its product as uncharacterized. NCBI's taxonomy places the organism in Eukaryota, Fungi, Ascomycota, Sordariomycetes, Diaporthales, Cryphonectriaceae. The transcript is spliced from 3 exons. Gene Ontology annotation, biological process: lipid metabolic process. The coding region runs from base 1 to 1314 and encodes 437 amino acids. The record is from RefSeq and is a predicted model, not a curated record.